CGAACCAACUCUCAAGUAAUAUAAAAUUGAGGAAAUAGAGAGUGGCGGCUCGACAAUGAACCCUAACCAAACUAUACAAUCUAUUCAAAUGUUAAAUAAUACCCAGCGUAACUUCCAAUGGAAUGUGGACUACGAAUGGACCAUCCACAUCUUUCCACGCCUACUGUUUCUUACUUCUGUACAAGGAGAUAAGACAAUUAAGAGGUACAACAACAAGAACCAAAACAAAAGAUUUGACAUAAAUCAAACCUCAAAUUCUACAGAAUCCAUGGCUAUUCGAAGUGGGUUUAACCAAGGAACCAAAGCAUUAGUAUUUUUCAUGGCCACACUGCUCAUAUGGAUUGUCUCAGUUUUAUGGGAAAUACUAAUUAACAAGCGCAAGGAACUUGUUGCUAUCAUUCUUGGUUUCAUUUUCUACCAAUCAGCCAAUUGGAUCAUCCGCAAAUCGAUGCGAAAUCGUGAUCCUCUCUUCGUUAACACCUGCGUAUCUCUUCUGCAUUCAACCACUACAUCUGCUUCAGUGCUCUUCAUUUUGGUCAAUCAGUUGAUGGUUAACGUGAAUCACAUAUUUGAGCACGCACAGCUUGUUGAUCAUACAUGGCCAUGGGCGUAUACCUCUUUGUGUUUUUCGUGUGGUUAUUUUGCUUAUGAUCAGUUAGAUAUGCUGCUAUACAGAUUGUAUAGCGGAUGGAUUCCUUCUAUAUUAUUGCAUCAUUUUGUGCUUCUUGUAUGCUUCACACUUGCAUUGUAUCGAAAUGUUACCAUCAAUUACCUUAUCCUUACUCUCAUUUGUGAGCUGCAUUCUGUGUUUCUGCAUCUGCGUAAAGUGCGGAGGAUGGCGGGUUUUCGUGAUUCUAGUAGCAGCGUUUUUGUGAAAGUGGAAUGGGUUUUUAACUGGAUGACUUUUGUUCUAGCAAGAGUUGUGUCACAUGUUCUCAUUACUGUUAAGCUGAUACGAGAUGCAAACAAGUUUGACAAGGGUGGUAUAGAGCUCCCUCUUGCUCUUUUCGGCAUGGCUGGGAUGAAUUUGCUUAAUACUUUCUUGGGAAUUGAUCUCUUUAAAGCUUACAGGAGAGAGAUGUAUCCUCAGAGGAGUCGGCAAAGUCAUCAAGAUUGAUAAUUUCAAGUUGCCUAUGCUGAAAUGGAUAUUUGAAGGAAUUCGACUAAGAUCCAAUACAUUUGAAGAAGUUUCAAAGUCUUGAUCAAGAACCCUCUAAUAUAGAGUGUGUUUUAAUAAUUUUUUAAAGAGAUUUGAAUCCGGAGUGUAAAUAGGAUAUUAGGUCUUUCUUUUACGUGUGUUCUGGGACGGUGAAAGAUGAAGAGACUUUGUUUGUUAAGGGGUGUUCCGAACCUCUCAAUUGAAUUGUAUGUCAUAUUUCAAUGUAAAUCAUUUCAAAUAUUUGAAUGUAAAUCUAAUCAUCAGCUUCAAGUUUACAUAA
Molecule: messenger RNA, 1439 nt
Organism: Capsicum annuum
Lineage: Eukaryota; Viridiplantae; Streptophyta; Magnoliopsida; Solanales; Solanaceae
Product: TLC domain-containing protein 2
Exons: 1
Coding region: 56-1117 (353 amino acids)
Biological process (GO): plasma membrane organization; phospholipid homeostasis; membrane assembly
Cellular component (GO): plasma membrane
Source: RefSeq, a predicted model, not a curated record